Molecule: messenger RNA, 759 nt
Organism: Prosopis cineraria
Lineage: Eukaryota; Viridiplantae; Streptophyta; Magnoliopsida; Fabales; Fabaceae
Exons: 3
Coding region: 98-502 (134 amino acids)
Source: RefSeq, a predicted model, not a curated record
UAUACAAUAACGAUGACAUUUAAUUACAAAAGUUCGUACACUAGUCUUCUUCAUCUCUUUCUUACCCCAGCAAAACGUGUGAGAGCUUUUCGCCAAGAUGAGGGGGAGAGACGCCGCUGACGAGAAGCGCUUGCUUUGGAUUUGGAAGCUUCCGGUGGUGAAUCCUAAGGAUUUCGGGAAGGUGGGCCCGGCAUUCGGAGCUGGCGCCGGCUGUGGCCUCGGCUUCGGCGGAGGGAUGGGUAUUGGUCCUGGAAUUCCUGGUUUUCGAGUUGGUUUUGGAUUUGGUGCUGGAUGUGGGAUUGGUUUGGGAUUUGGGUAUGGUGUGGGUAAGGGAAUUGCUCAAGAUGAGAGCAGGAGGUAUUCAAAUGUUGGAGAUCCCUUUCAUGGUUCUCGAACCAUUCCUUCUGAGGAUGACAUUACCGGACUUGCCGAUGAACACGUGAUGAAUGGCAAAAAGCUUAUCAAAGUAACAGCCAAGGAAUUUGACAAGUGGAGGAGAUGAGUGAAAGCGGCUGAAUUGGAUUUCUUUGAUGUACAUUUCUAUAAGCCCAGGUUCACAUGUUACUAUUUAGUAGAUGUAUGCAUUGCUAUUUUCUAGGCCUAUACUAAAUCAUGCUUAGGCUAAUGGUAUUUUCAUGGGACAUGACGAUUGGUCAUUUCUAAUUGAAGUUUAGCUAGAGAAUUAUUAGGCCCAACGUGAAUUCCUUCGUCCAUUGUUUACUUUGAGGUUCCUUUAAACUUACGAGCUGUGAUUCUUGA